ACAAACAGACUGAACAUCUUAAUUAAAAAUCAAGACUGUCACUUCCGGUGCGACCGUCGCUUCUGUCCGGCCGGGCGCUGGAUGCGUUCGGUUCCUCCUUCCUGCAUCUGACAGUCUACACAGCUGCCCCUUGCCUGUUACCAGCGGAAGGGACAUGAGCGUCCCUGGGCCGUCCCCCCCGGACGGGGUCCUGUCAGGGCCCCUGGACUGUCUGGGGGCCGCGGAGCCUACGCUGGGUUUAAGUGACACUUCUCCAGACGAAGGGUUAGUAGAGGACCUGAUGGUAGACGACAAAGCUGUGGAGCAACUGGCCGAAGGAUUGCUUUCUCACUACCUGCCCGAUCUGCAGAGAUCCAAACAGGCCCUCCAGGAACUCACACAGAACCAAGUUGUAUUGUUAGACACACUGGAACAAGAGAUUUCAAAAUUUAAAGAAUGUCAUUCCAUGUUGGAUAUUAAUGCUUUGUUCACUGAAGCAAAACACUAUCAUGGCAAGUUGGUGAAUAUAAGAAAAGAGAUGCUGAUGCUUCAUGAAAAGACAUCAAAGUUAAAAAAAAGAGCACUUAAGCUGCAGCAGAAGAGGCAAAAAGAAGAGUUGGAAAGGGAACAGCAACAAGAGAAGGAAUUUGAAAGAGAAAAGCAGUUAACUGCCAAACCAGCUAAAUGGAUGUGAGGAGUUGGACGUGUGUGUGUGUUCCUUCCCCUAUCCUGUGUUCUUUGGAUGUAAGAUGACUUAAGUGGUGACUGAAGUUAAAGUGGUGCCUUAUACCAGUGUGUCACAUUUUGAAAACCUUUUCCCAGAAGCCCUGUGUCUGCAUAUCUUCAUUUCAGCCUUUAAAGAAGCUUGUUUUCUAAGUAGAAGACAUAAUGUGUGUUGGUUUGGAUAUUUAUAUGUAACUUUUUCAACUUCUCUUUUGCUUAAUUUUAAAAUUCCUUCUUUUGGCUUUGAAUCAUUUAUAAACUGGAGAAUGGUUUGAUUGUUUUAAUAGUCUACACUCUAAGUGGUUAAAAAUCAGUGUGAAUUUUUUAGCUUCUUAAUAAGUGUGGAUUUAAAAGUUGCAGUUUCUUAUUUUAUGAAACGACUUGCCUUUCUGGUGGUACAUUGCUGGAUUUUGGCAAUUGCCUUUUCAUUACUUGGUUAAGAAGAAAUGCCAGCUGGUUAAUCACAUAUGCCGCUGGAAAAGAAGUGGUGUAAGCCCUUGUGCAGAACAUGAUAGAAAGUGUGCACACAGGAAAUAAUAGCGUCUUAGACAUGGGAUAGGUGAACAAGAUGCCAGAUAGACUUGGCUAACUGUAUGCUCUGUCUGCUUCUUAGCAUUGUUGUUGCUGUUUAGUUCUUACGAAACUUCUGGGUUCAAAGGAGAUGAAUCUGUUCCUAAAGUGUGGCUGUGGUGGUGGAACUGUCACACACAAAUGCUUAAAUAUUUGUAAUACUUAGUUGUCACACACUGAGAUACAGUUGUCAAGUGUAUCAGCCCAUCUUUCCAUUUGGUCAUUUAGAUUACGUAUUUCUGUGUCUUCAGGACUUAUUU
Equus caballus (horse) is the source of this 1532-nucleotide messenger RNA. RefSeq names its product biogenesis of lysosome-related organelles complex 1 subunit 6. Gene Ontology annotation, biological process: intracellular transport. Gene Ontology annotation, cellular component: BLOC-1 complex; transport vesicle. NCBI's taxonomy places the organism in Eukaryota, Metazoa, Chordata, Mammalia, Perissodactyla, Equidae. The record is from RefSeq and is a predicted model, not a curated record.